UGGAAAGUCAAAAUUUGAAUAUCAGAUACACUGCAACAGGCAACAAACAGUACCGAUUCAUUUAUUGAUACGAAAGAAAUCUUUCCGUCGCUUACCCUACCGCUAACAAGAAACAUCUUGCCAAUCAUACCAAAAAUGUCCGCACCAGCAGCAUCAGCACCAAAGUUGCUCUUCGGCUCCAACCCCUUUAUGACCGGAGACUUUGAGGCGACCAAAGAAUGGCUGGACAUCCUCCGCGAACUUGGUAUCAAGAACAUUGACACUGCGCAAUUUUAUGGCGAAAGCGAGACUGUGCUCGGUAAGGCUCACGCCGCAGCCGAUUUCAUCAUCGACACCAAGUUGUCGAUCACGGCCAUGAACGAACCGGCCAACAAGGCCAACGUGAUCAAAUACGGGCGCGAGAGCCUCAAGAAGCUACAGACGGAUAGUGUUGACGUGUAUUACCUGCACCUACCCGACCGCUCCGUGCCCUUUGAGGACACCAUGUCCGGGCUGCAGGAGCUCUACGAGACGGGAGCAUUCAAGCGCCUCGGCCUGUCCAACUUUCUCCCGCACGAAGUAGAGGAGAUGGUGUCCAUCGCCGAAAAGCACGGCUGGGUAAAGCCGAGCGUGUACCAAGGCAACUACAACGCCGUGGCGCGGGGAGCCGAGGCCGAACUGUUGCCGACGCUGCGGCGGCACAACAUUGCCUACUACGCCUACAGUCCCAGCGCGGGUGGAUUCCUGACCAAGACGCCCGAGGGCCUGGUCGGAGCCCGCUGGGACGAGUCGGGGAGUCUUGGCAAGCUGUACAGCACCCUCUACAAGAAGCCGAGCCUCCUGGCGGCGCUCAAGACGUGGGGAGAGCUGGCCGCCGAGGAGGGCGUUUCCAAGGGUGAGCUGGCGUACAGGUGGAACAUGUACAGCUCGGCGCUGUCGCCUGCUCACGGUGACGGGCUCAUUGUCGGGGCGAGCAAGGUGGAGCAGCUCAAGGAGGUGAUAGGCUGGAUUGCCAAGGGGCCGUUGAGCAAUGCAGUGGUGGAAAAGAUUGAUGUGCUGUGGGAGAGCAUCAAGGAAGAUGCACCUCUUGACAAUUUGAACGGCACGAAGAUGGCGUGGGGUCGUUUUUAAAAGGGUAGGUGGAAUUUUGUUUUUCCUCUUUCGUUUGAGCAUGAUGAAGGAAGAACUGAGAACAUACAUAUUAUUGCGUAGGUAUUCACUAGAACUAGAAUUAGACCGGUUUGUCAAGCCCACAUUUCCAAUCAAAUUAGACUAAACAUUUAUCCGC
This is a messenger RNA of Pyricularia grisea, 1267 nucleotides long. RefSeq lists its product as uncharacterized. Gene Ontology annotation, molecular function: oxidoreductase activity. Bases 136 to 1110 code for a protein of 324 amino acids. The record is from RefSeq and is a predicted model, not a curated record. The transcript has 2 exons. Lineage: Eukaryota; Fungi; Ascomycota; Sordariomycetes; Magnaporthales; Pyriculariaceae.